AUGGUGCGUACAACGUUACGUAAGAAGAUUGUCAUUGUAGGCGAUGGUGCUUGUGGAAAAACAAGUUUGUUGAUAGUAUAUCAAAACGGCAAAUUUCCAGAGAAAUAUCUACCAACAGUAUUCGAGAAUUACAUUUCUCGGGUUGACUUGGAUAACAAGCCCGUUGAGCUUGCUUUGUGGGAUACAGCAGGUCAAGAAGAUUACGACAGACUACGUCCUCUCUCUUAUUUUGAAACAGAUGUCGUGGUUAUAUGCUUUGCAGUGGAUAACAUGAACUCGUAUCAAAAUGUCAGGGACAAGUGGUUACCUGAAGUGAAGCACUAUUGUGGAAAUAACGUAUCAUUAGUUUUAGUGGGGCUUAAAAUUGAUUUACGAACGGAUUCAAGCGUCACCAUUAGCCAUCAGCAGGUAUAA
Messenger RNA from Mucor velutinosus, 414 nucleotides. RefSeq lists its product as uncharacterized. NCBI's taxonomy places the organism in Eukaryota, Fungi, Mucoromycota, Mucoromycetes, Mucorales, Mucoraceae. Gene Ontology annotation, biological process: small GTPase-mediated signal transduction. The record is from RefSeq and is a predicted model, not a curated record. Gene Ontology annotation, molecular function: GTP binding; GTPase activity. The transcript has 3 exons. The coding region runs from base 1 to 414 and encodes 137 amino acids.